Messenger RNA from Drosophila nasuta, 526 nucleotides. RefSeq names its product ATP synthase, subunit G-like (gene ATPsynGL). The transcript has 2 exons. Gene Ontology annotation, biological process: proton motive force-driven ATP synthesis. The record is from RefSeq and is a predicted model, not a curated record. Gene Ontology annotation, molecular function: proton transmembrane transporter activity. The coding region runs from base 117 to 434 and encodes 105 amino acids. NCBI's taxonomy places the organism in Eukaryota, Metazoa, Arthropoda, Insecta, Diptera, Drosophilidae.
UAACCCUGAAAACUUGUCAGCCCUGUCGAACACUUCUCAUUUUCACUUGCCAAAAAUAAUUUCAACGUGUAGCACACAAAUUUGUUAAACUCUGGGAUUUUCUGGGAUUCUUUAAAAUGGCUUCGAUAGGCACAAAGAUCACCACAUUUAUCAAUGCUGCCAAGGCUCAAGCACGUCCGCUCUUUGAUGAGUUCAUGUACUACGCCAAGGUGGAGCUAACACCACCGACUCCAGCUGAUUUCAAGCAUUUUCGAGAGCAGGCUGCCAAAUCAGCGAAGAGCAUGAAGAAGGACUUGAAGUCGUCGGGCAAUCGACUGCGCUCGACAACUGUCUCCGAGGCUUGGCUCAAUACGCUGGUCACCAUUGAGGUGAUCACCUGGUUCUUCAUGGGCGAGGUAAUUGGUCGUCGACACCUCGUCGGCUAUAAAGUCUAAACAUAGCAACAGAGAACGAAAGCAGUCUCAAAUUUGUACAUUCAUAACAUGCAUAAAUAAAGCUGCAGCAAUUCACGGAUCAUAAGUUCAAA